AGAGACUUCAACAUAAGUUUCACACCUUGGAAUGUGAGGGACUCUCUCGCAUCUCCAGUACAUCUCCAACUCUGCGCAGGAGGGCCCCAAGCAACUUCUUCCACCUUCUCAUACUGCAAGGGGUCUGGGGGCUUGUGAGAGCCCUUAUCAUUGUUGACCUUCUUUUUAUGUUCUCCGCAAGGAGCAAGAGGGCGAGGAACAACUUGGUGCUGGGGAACUGACCUCUGGCCCUGCGGGCCUCUGGAGAAGUGAGGCAGAAGAGGAGUGGUCGGGGCUGGGGGACUCCAUGCGGGGGCCAUGGACAGAGUGGCACUCCUGGCACUGCCCCGCCUGUGCGCGCUGUGGGCAGCCCUGCUCGCGCUGUUCCCCUGCGGAGUCCAAGGAAACUGGAUGUGGUUGGGCAUCGCCUCCUUUGGGGUUCCGGAGAAACUGGGCUGCGCCAACUUGCCACUGAACAGCCGCCAGAAGGAGCUGUGCAAGAGGAAACCCUACCUGCUGCCCAGCAUCCGCGAGGGCGCCCGGCUGGGCAUUCAAGAGUGCAGGAGCCAGUUCAAACACGAGAGAUGGAACUGCAUGGUCGCCACUGCCAACGCCGCCGCCGCUGCCCCGCUCGGCACCAGCCCCCUCUUUGGCUACGAAUUGACCAGCGGUACCAAGGAGACAGCAUUUAUUUAUGCUGUGAUGGCGGCAGGCCUGGUGCACUCUGUGACCAGGUCAUGCAGUGCAGGCAACAUGACAGAAUGUUCUUGUGACACCACCCUGCAGAAUGGUGGCUCGGCAAGUGAAGGCUGGCACUGGGGGGGCUGCUCUGAUGAUGUGCAGUAUGGCAUGUGGUUCAGCAGGAAGUUCCUGGAUUUCCCCAUCAGAAACACCACGGGAAAAGAAAGCAAAGUCCUGUUAACAAUGAACCUACAUAACAGUGAAGCUGGAAGGCAGGCAGUAGCCAAGUUGAUGUCAGUGGACUGUCGCUGCCAUGGAGUUUCUGGUUCCUGUGCUGUGAAAACAUGCUGGAAAACCAUGUCUUCUUUUGAAAAGAUUGGCCACUGGUUAAAGGAUAAAUAUGAAAACAGUAUCCAGGUAUCGGACAAAAUAAAGAGGAAAAUGCGCAGGAGAGAAAAAGAUCAGAGGAAAAUACCAAUCCGUAAGGACGACCUGCUCUAUGUUAAUAAGUCUCCCAACUACUGUAUGGAAGAUAAAAAGCUGGGGAUCCCAGGAACACAAGGCAGAGAAUGCAACCGUACAUCAGAAGGCGCAGAUGGUUGCAACCUCCUUUGCUGUGGCCGAGGCUACAACACCCAUGUGGUCAGGCACGUGGAGAGGUGUGAGUGUAAGUUCAUCUGGUGCUGCUAUGUCCGCUGCAGGAGGUGUGAGAGCAUGACUGAUGUCCACACUUGUAAGUAAUGGCUCCAUCCAGACUCGAGGAAGACUCAGCAACAUGCAAGGGGGUUGCAACCCAGAGGGUACCUCUCAAGGUGCCGGGCUGGCCAAGUUGACUCCUGCAUUGGCAUUUCCAGAUCCUUAGGUCCCUCUGAGCUUACCUUUACCUGACUGACAUUCAUCACACAUUGAUCAUGGAUUUCUUGGGAUUUUGAACUUGAAAAGUUUUGCAUUCAUCUGAGAGUGGUUUGGAGAAUGUAUAUUGACAUACGAGGAAGAUAAAUCUGUUUUCUCAGCAAGAAAGAACCCUCACACUGGAGACCUGGUCCAUAAUCAGGAUAAGAUCCUCAACUGUGGAACUCAGUAAUGGUGGGUGAACAUCAGUCGUUUUUUAUAGACAUCUCUAUAGCAACCAGGAGUGGUAAACAAGAAUCUCAUUUAUUCUCAGUAUUUUAAUUGAAGAAAUGUUACUAAGUGUUUGUGCAUAGACAGAUGUUGAAAAGUUAAACUGAGUGGUUGGUGCUUACUUACCCUUUCAUGUACUUCAAAAGGAGGGCAAUAGAAAAGAAUCUUCAUAAGUACAUAAUAUCCCUAAAAAGUGUUCAUUAGAGACAUUUAGUGACAAAGAGUCAAAAUGUAAAAAGUAAAAUGUAUUAAUUGGAUUCUAAGUGCCUUUUAAUCAGGAGAAUUUGUUUAGAAAAACUUCUAUAUGGUAUACAGCAAUCUUUGAUCUUUAAAUUCACACUUUUAUUAUAGACCAGUUUCUUCUGUUAACAACUCAGCACUGAGAUAUUGGGAGAGGGAGAUUCUGGAAACAGAUGGGAAUACACUAUAGGUAAAAAUAUAAAGGGCUCUCAUAUAUUACAAUGAAAAGCACCCUUUAAAUGUGUAAAGACAGUAUUUUGUAUAGUAUUUUGCUAAAAAAGUUUUAUAUUUUGUAAAUAUGGUAUUUAAGUUAUAUGACAUAUAUUAAAACGUAAGACAUUUGUUGUCAAAGUCCAAGAGCUGAGGCAAUAAGAUUAUCUCAGAAAUAAGAUUAGUCUGUUUCUUUUCAUAUUAUUAUUUCUGACUUUUUUAACAUUGCAAAAGAAGGUAAUUGAGCAAUUAAUUAUAUGGAUGUGUAUUUCUUGCCAAAAUGACAGUUUUAUAUGUUAUAGAUUAAAAUAUGCUGCAAAAUAUUGAGAAUUGUGUUAUUUCAGUAGUCAGAUUAAUUGAAUUCUCUUUUCACAUUAGUUAUGUUUAACUUGUAAGGUAAUUAUAAUAAAUUAUAUAGCAAGUCUAACUGGAUAAAAGAAUCUAAGUCAGAGUAAUGAUCAGAUUUGAUAUCCUGGAUAUUUAUUAUAUUGUAUGUAAUGCUGCAUUUCCAUUUGAAUGUUGAGUGGCCUUUCUUGAUUUAAUAUUCAUGCAUGUAUUUUCAUUAUAUUUUACAAGGUUCCUGGUGAAAAUUACAGGGCUGUAUUUAAGGUUGUAUUUUAAUAUAAAUGCUUAUGGUUUUAUGCAUUGUUAAAUAUUUCAGUAUUAUAUAGAAAAAAGCUUUCUACAUUCAGGAUGGAUAAAGAAAGAAUAUUCUCUUUCCUAUGAAUAAGAUAAAGAAAUGUUUCCCUGACGCAGAGGCUUCAUUUGAUUUCCUUUAAAUUUCAUUUACUAAGGUAGAGCCAUAAUUUGUGAAAAAGAGAAAACCCAUGGAAAAUGUACCAAUUCUAGUAUUCAAAUCAAGACUAAACAUGUGCCAGGCGUGGUGGCAUAUGCCUACAAUCCCAGCAACUUGGAGACUGAGGCAGGAGGAUCUCGAGUUCAAGUCAGUCUCAGCAACAUAGUGAGGCCCUGGGAAACUUA
Messenger RNA from Sciurus carolinensis (gray squirrel), 3213 nucleotides. It is a transcript of the gene Wnt16, whose product is annotated as Wnt family member 16. The record is from RefSeq and is a predicted model, not a curated record. Gene Ontology annotation, biological process: neuron differentiation; cell fate commitment; canonical Wnt signaling pathway. The transcript is spliced from 4 exons. The coding region runs from base 298 to 1401 and encodes 367 amino acids. Gene Ontology annotation, molecular function: frizzled binding; cytokine activity. NCBI's taxonomy places the organism in Eukaryota, Metazoa, Chordata, Mammalia, Rodentia, Sciuridae. Gene Ontology annotation, cellular component: extracellular region.